AUGGCGACGUCCCCAGCAACAUCAUCAUCACCAUCAUCAUCAGCAACACCAACAUUCCACGCCUGGCCUCUACUCCCCACCGAGCUCAAACUCAAAGUCCUCUCACACCUCCUCCACUUUGACGAAACAAUCCAGUACAAAAACGACGUAACCUGGGAUCUCGGGGGACGGCGAAUUGGGUCGCACGCCAUGCACCUGCGCACGACUCUACUCCCGCUUCUCGCAACGCGGAACCAGCAACUAGCGAGGCUGGCCCAGGAAACGUAUUACCGCUCCAACAGCUUUUGCCUGGUUAUCGCGGAUGGCUGGUGCACUCCGUUCCGCUCGCCGCGCGAGCCGUGUGCGAGGCAGAUACGGCAUUUGGUGCUGAAGAUGUGUGUGAAGGCCGGGUUUGACAGGCUGGAUGGACAUGCGGCCGAGUUGCUGAAGCGCUUGGUGCAGCCUGUAACGCCAGGCGUUGACGAGGCACUGGCUACGCAUCAUCCUCCUGGCUCUGAUGCUUCUGCUUCACCCAGCGUAGCGACCCCGCAAAAACAGCAUCACCUCUGGCAAUCGCACCUGCGCAACCUGCACACGCUCUCGCUGCACAUCCAGAUCUGGGAUCCCAGCGAAGCAGACGACUUGGACAAGCACGGAGCCCCACGACACGACGGGUGCUGUCUGCAUCCCGCCAAGCUAGCGGCGUUGAGCGAGUCGCUGCGCGGAUUCGAGGUUGCUUUGCUGCGGGCGCGCAGGACAGAGGUGGUGGUUGAGGUGAGGUAUGCACGGUCGGCGAAGAGCUGUUAUGAGCACAAGGCCAUUUUCGAGACGCUUGUGGGGAGGAAGGGUACGGCGGGGGAGGUAGAAGGGCUGAGUUGA
Molecule: messenger RNA, 858 nt
Organism: Exserohilum turcica Et28A
Lineage: Eukaryota; Fungi; Ascomycota; Dothideomycetes; Pleosporales; Pleosporaceae
Exons: 1
Coding region: 1-858 (285 amino acids)
Source: RefSeq, a predicted model, not a curated record